Molecule: messenger RNA, 5529 nt
Organism: Onychostoma macrolepis
Lineage: Eukaryota; Metazoa; Chordata; Actinopteri; Cypriniformes; Cyprinidae
Product: gastrula zinc finger protein XlCGF57.1-like
Exons: 2
Coding region: 343-1785 (480 amino acids)
Biological process (GO): regulation of transcription by RNA polymerase II
Molecular function (GO): DNA-binding transcription factor activity; RNA polymerase II cis-regulatory region sequence-specific DNA binding
Source: RefSeq, a predicted model, not a curated record
AAUCCGUUGAAGUGUUUACAUCAAUACAACCCGUUCAUACCAUCUGAUAGAGAACUUAGAAAUGGAAUAAAUAUGUUUGAGUGUAACGUUAUCAUGUGUCUAAUCACAUUAAUGGACAGCUUUUAAUAAGUUAAGCGCCUGCAAACACGAGUCACAGAAAAGAUGCGUCUAUAGUGAAGCAGUUCAUUAUAAACACGCUGUUUGAUCUCUGAUAGAUGAAUACAUGUUUAUAUAGUGAUAUCUCUCUCUAUAUAGUGAAGCAGUUCAUCAUAAACACUGUUUGAUCGCUGAUAAAUAAUGAUAGAGAAACUGAGCUUUUUAAAACCAACUCAUUGAAAUCAGAUGAAUUCAUUGUUAAAGACUCUGAUUGAGACACACAGAGAUCUGUCUGUUAAUUAUUCUCCUCUUAAACACACAGAGAAACUCCUGCUGAAGCACACUGUUAUAAAGAUGGAGUUUAUUAAAGAGGAGAUUGAAGAAGAUUUCAGAGUCAAACAUGAAGAUACUGAGACAGAAACAGACCUGAUGGCAUUGAAAGAAGACAAUCAAGAACUGAAUGAAAUGGAAGAGAAAAACUUUAUGGCUGGUGAAGAAUCUUUUAGUAACUCGCAGACUGAUAAAACAGAAAUUAGAAACAUUAAAGUGCAGAUGAGUGUUCACACUGCAGAGAGCCCUUUCAGCUGCCAACACUGUGGAAAGAGUUUCAGUCGAAAAGACAGCCUUAGAGUCCACUUGAAAAUCCACUCUGGAGUGAAGCCUUACUCCUGCAAACUGUGUGGAAAGAGUUUCUUACUGAAUGGAAAUCUUAAGACUCACAUGCGAGUUCACACUGGAGAGAAGCCGUUCAUAUGCUCUCAGUGUGGAAAGAGUUUUAAACAGAAAAGAGACCUUACUGCCCACAUGAGGAUUCACACCGGAGAGAAACCUUUCACCUGCGAACAGUGUGGGAAGAGCUUCAUGCAAAAAGAAAAUCUUAAGACUCACAUGAGAGUUCACACUGGAGAGGAUCCAUUUGUUUGUGAUCAGUGUGGAAGGAGCUUCAGAUGUAGAGAAUACCUUAAUCAUCACAUGAGGAUUCACUCAGGAGAGGACUGUUUUAUAUGUCCUCAGUGUGAAAGGAGUUUCACAGACAGGAGUCACCUUGAGAAUCAUGUAAAAAUUCACAUCGGGGAGAAGCCUUACAUGUGCCAUCAAUGUGGAAUGAAUUUAACAAACAGAGCCAACCUGGAGGAUCACAUGAGAGUUCACACUGGAGAGAAGCCUUUCACCUGCAAACUGUGUGGAAAGAGCUUCACGGUUAAAAGAGAUCUUCAUAUUCACAUGCGACUUCACACUGGAGAGCAGCCUUACAAGUGUCUUCAGUGUGAACAGAGUUACACAGACAGGAGUCAACUUGAGAAUCAUGUAAAGACUCACAUCGGAGAGAAGCCUUUCUUGUGUCCUCACUGUGGAAAGGGUUUCACAUACAGAGCAAACCUGGAGUAUCACAUACGAAUUCACUCUGGAGAGAAGCCUUACACCUGCCCUCAGUGUGGCAGGAGCUUCACGGUUAAAGGAAACCUUAAGAUGCAUAUGAGAGUUCACACUGGAGAGAAACCGUACAAGUGUCUUCAGUGUGAAAAGAGCUUCACAAUUCAAGGAAACCUUAAGAUUCACAUGAGAGUUCACACUGGAGAGAGGCCUUACAAGUGUGUUCAGUGUGACUUGAGUUUCCCGUAUCACAUAAGCCUGAAACAGCACUUGCAAACUCAUUCUGGAAAGAAUUCAUCAUUUUCCUUAGUGUGACAGGGUUUAGAAAAAGGAGUAAUUUCAGCAAUCAUCUGUGCAUUCACUGGAGAAAGUCCGUUUAUAUGUGAUCAAUGCAAUAAAAACAUUGCUUAUACAUGCAUAUGCAAAGUCAUGUGAAUGUGAGAGCUUGUUUGUGUUCUUUGUGAAGGAGUAUGACAACAGAAAAUGCAUAUCUGUUUGAAACCAAGACACAUUGCAGCUGAAUGUGAGCUUCAUCGGAUUGUCCACCUCAUGACCACUUUUAUUUGUGUUAUAGUUUUAGUUAUAUGCUACAUCUCUUUAUACUCGAGCUUUUUUUUUCUUUUCUUGUGAGUAUGUUUACUGCAGUGAGAACACCCGACCAUCUUCUUUGCUAUACUUUCAUAUUUUAAGCGGUUGAGGUAGACACCGUUUUAUUUAGGUUAUACAGAGGUGUUGCUCAUUGUCAUAUGUUGGUCAGCUUUUCUGCGAUGUCCUUGUGGGGUGUUUUAAAUAUACUGUAAAAGAGGGGCAUUUCCAGGGACAAAGCACCAAAAACUGGGACUGUCCCUGAAAGUACUUUUCACACAAAAACGCUUCUGAAUUGAUUUAAAGGGUUACUCCACCCCAAAAUUAAAAUUUAGUCAUUAAUCACUUUACCUCCAUGCCGUUCCAAACUAGGGGUGGAAAUCUUCAGGCACUUCACGAUCCGAUUCCAAAACGAUUCUUGAUCUACAUUUUUACCCCAAUUAAUUCUUCUGCUGUGCAAAUACAUCUUUACAACUUUACAUCUUAACCAAAAUUGCAGUUUCUAUGCGUUUUGUUUAUAGUUGGAAUCUUUGUAUGUCAGUGCUGCCAUCUUAAAAAUAGAGGUGUGAAUCUUGGUUUCACGAUUCAAUUCAAUUAUGAUGAUCAUUAUCAACUCAAUAUCACGAUGCGUCACAUUCUCAGUUUUCAAUAUUACUGCACAUGGCUACAUUUUCAUAUCAGUUUUAAUUCAAAUUUAUUUUGUGCAAAGUUUACUUUAUUUAUUUUUAUUAUUAUAUAAGCAGGCUACUUUUUAAAAUAAGUGUUCUUUAAGUAUCCGAAAGCUUACAGACAAUAGUUAUGGGUUUUUCCUCAGCGUUAUUGCUGUUUGAUUAUUACUGAUGAGAUCAUAGACAGCGGCAGCUUUAACAGGCUGCAUUCAGUCUAAUGCACAGAUCUAUUUCCAUAUAUCAGAUGUUUUGUCCUGCUCUGAAAACAUAACUGACUGUGUGUACAUCAGUUUCGUAUAAAAGUAUUUGAAAAUGCUAGUGCAUUUAACCGCAGCCGCAAUCGAGCUUCAGGACAAACAAACACAGAGCGCACGUGAAAGUCUGUCAGUGCGUGAGUUUCGUGCGUCUAAUAGUACUGCGUUCCAAACGGCAGAAAUGAAAGCAUAUCUGAAGUAAAACACGGCGGGUGGAAGCACACACUGUCAAGCAAUGUGCACGUGUCUCACAGCGCAAAUUCUGUGCAAUGAAGCCCGCCGCGUCUCUAGCGCACGUGCUAUGUGCGGGGGGGGAAAACAAGCUCAGAAUCGCUGAAGAGAGAAUCGCGAUGCAUCGGAGAAUCGAUUUUUUUCUCCCACCCCUAUUCCAAACCCAUAAAAGCUUCGUUAGUCUUCAGAACACAAUUUAAGAGAUUUUGGAUGAAAAUUGGAUAUUUGGAUGUUUGGAGGCGUGUGACUGUCCCAUUGACUGCCAAACAAUUAACACUGUCAAGGCCCAGAAAAGUAUAAAAAAUAGUCAGAAUAGUCCAUCUGCCGUCAGUGGUUCAAUCUCAACUUUAUGAAGCGACGAGAACACUUUUUCUACUCAAAGAAAACAAAACAACGACUUUAUUCAAUAAUUCGUCUCCUCUGGUUCAGCGUAGCGCCAUUUGGGAGAAUAUACGCUGGACGCAAGCAGCGUCACAUUUGCAAAUUAGCAACAGCUGACAAGCUUAACUCAAGUCAUCACACUAAUUAAUAGGAAUUAACUAUCCACAGAAAGUAAUCACCCAAUCAGAGCAGAUUCACACCAGAUCAACACGUAUCAGAAAACAUACACUGCAGAAACACACAUAAAACCACCAUCAUAGAAACUCUUUAAGGGAAAAAUCCUCAUUCAUACCUUUUGGAAACAGACUUUUCAAAUAAAAUAAAAAAUCCAAAAAGCUUCCCGCUUCUUUCUUAUGCAAUCAAUGUUACCACCUCUUGAAUUCUGAUUAAUCUUUUCAAUUCUAAGAAAAAAGAAAGAUGACAUAUUAUGGUUACAUUCACAAAAAUGUCUUGCAACAGGACUCUUUCGAUCCUUUCUAUUUAUUGCACUUCUGUGUUCUGUGAUCCUUUCCUUUAAUGAGAGGGAUGUUUCACCAACAUAAAUUUUAUUACAUGGACAUUGAAUUAUAUAAAUCACAUUGUUUGUCUUAUAUGUUAUAAAAUUCUUAAUUAAAAUUGGAUUUUUAUUAUCAGGAUGAUUAAAAAAACGUAACAUUUUUUGUAAAUUCACAAUUAACACAAUUGCCACAUUUAAAAUUACCCAAUAAAGCCUGACCGGUAAGGUUUUUUAGUGGAACAUGUUUUUACAACUCUAUUCCUUAUAUUAUUAGCACUUUUGUAUGUAACUAAUGGUUCUUUAUUAAAAUAUCUUUAAUGUUAGUUGUCUUUGGGGAAUAUGUAGUACAGAAAAUAAGGUCUGGAGUAGUCUUAGGUGUUUUUUUUUUAGAGUUCACAAGCAUAUCUCGACUUUUAAGAUCUACUUUCUUAACCACCUUACAUAGCCAGUCCUCCUUAUACUGACGUUCUUUGAAUUUUGACAACAUUAUGUUUCUCUCUUUCACUAUUUACAAAGCCAGAUGUUGUUACUUCAAAAAAGAAAGGUAUGUAAGCUAACACAUUAGUUGAAUAUCUAAGGAGAGAAUAAUGCAGCAUGAGUCUUUAUUUGUUUUCAAAACUUAGCUUAAGUCUGACAUUAAAUUAAAAUAAUUAUAAAUGAUUAAUCUGCUGACAUUUGCCUCUCAAAUCAUAGUGCUUUAAUGACAAAAAUACGGUCACACUUUAUUUUAAUACAUUCUACUAACUAUAAGUAACUUUGUAACUACAUGUCAACUACAUGUCAACUAAUUCUCAUUAAUUCACAACUACAUGUCUACUAACUCUCAGUAGGGUAGGUUUAGGGUUAGUAGAAUAAGCUGACAUAUACUUGCAAAGUUUCUCAUACUCAGUAUGUUGUAUGUUGUGGACCUGUCAAAAUAAAGUGAAGUUAUGAAGCAGAUAGUCUACUAUUACUCUAAUGACUGCUAGUUGACAUGUAGUUGCAAAGUUACUUACAGUUAGUAGAAUGUCUAAAGUGGACUAUCGAAAUAAAGUGUUACCAAAAAUCCCUUUUAUCGAUUAGUGAUGUCCCUCUUGCACCCAAAAUUGAAGAUAUGUUGGCUAAAUGUGCCUCGAAAUAACAAAUAUUAAAGAAAAACAUUACUGAAUCAAAAUAUAGUGCAUACAUUUCAUAAAAUUAAAAUUAUUGUACUAUUAAGUUCUCUGCAAACAACAUAAGUAUGAUGAGGGUUAAGAAGGGUCAACCUGAUGUUGUGUAAUGCAGAUCUGCAUGAUAAUCAUGCAUUCAUGAUUUGGUCUUCAGAGCUCAGCCGGUCAUCACGUUACUCAAAGAUUUUUACAGAACUUGUACAGUUGGAGUGGAUGGGUAGACGAGAAGUUCCAUCUUCAUUAGACUGAGCUGGAGGUAAUGGAAUAUCAUCCAUAAUCAGAUGUCUGUCAGGCAG